AUGGGCUCCAUGGUAAGCAAUCUUCUGAGUGCUUUCACGAAGAAGUCACCGAAAAAAGUGCUAAUGCUAGGGCUGGACAACGCAGGAAAAACCACGAUCCUGUAUUUAUUGCACUUCAAGGCAAUUGAAGGAUCAGACACGACGACUGUCCCCACUGUUGGUUUUAACAUCGAAACAAUAAAGAUAGGAAAUGUGGGGAUAAUUGUCUGGGACAUAGGGGGACAGCACAAAAUAAGAUCACUCUGGGAGUUCUACACGGACGGGCUGUCGGGGAUGGUCUAUGUGAUAGACAUCCAGGACUCAGAGAGAUGGGAGACAGCAGUGCAGGAGCUUACAAGGAUGCUCUCAAACAGCGGAAGACCCACGAGAUAUCCCGUGUUAAUAAUUGCCAACAAAAUAGACAAAAUACCAGAGGCAGAAAUAGAAGAAGUAAAGCAGAACUUGUACAACAAGAUAAACCCCACUGUUUUAUUCGCAGGAAGGCCGUGGAUGAUCAUCACGUGCUCAGCAACAACCGCCAAAGACGUAAAUAUGAUCACGGAAGGGUUUGUGUGGCUGGCCAACAACUUAGUGGAGAGCCAGGCGCCCAUGGGAAAGAUUGAAGAAGGAAGCAGAGGGAUCUAA
Messenger RNA from Nematocida minor, 624 nucleotides. RefSeq lists its product as uncharacterized. Bases 1 to 624 code for a protein of 207 amino acids. The record is from RefSeq and is a predicted model, not a curated record. Gene Ontology annotation, cellular component: cytoplasm. Gene Ontology annotation, molecular function: GTPase activity; GTP binding. Lineage: Eukaryota; Fungi; Microsporidia. The transcript has a single exon.